GUGAGACCCUGUUUUCAUGCGGAGUGUUCUGCUGGAUGAUAGAGAAGAACCAUGCAUCAGAGUAACAGCAGUUUGCUCCACCUGGGUCUGAGUGGGCGUGUAGGGGGUCAGGAGGACGUGGAGAGCCCAGAGCAGGCUAAUCUGUCCGGAGAAUCGCUCCACAACCUCUCGCUGGACUGCUGGCUCCAUCUCCUCUCCAGAGACUCUGCUCCGGAGCUGUAUGGGGACAGCGCGAACAUGACGAUGCGAGUGGUCAUUUCUCUGGUCUACCUGGUGGUGUGUGCUCUUGGGCUGGUGGGAAACCUCCUGGCGCUGUUCCUUCUCCACUCCCGCCACCAGUUGCACCACUCGUCUAUUGACUUCUUUGUGAGGAGCCUGGCCGUGACUGACCUCCAGUUCGUCCUCACCCUGCCCUUCUGGGCUGUGGACACUGCCCUGGACUUCCGCUGGCCCUUCGGCAGGGUCAUGUGUAAGAUUGUCAGCUCUGUGACCACCAUGAACAUGUACGCUAGCGUCUUCUUCUUGACGGCCAUGAGCGUGGCUCGCUACUGCUCCCUCGCCUCCUCACUGAGGAUAAGCAGCCCCAAAAUGGCUGCGGCUCGUGCCAAGUGGGCCAGUUUUGCCAUCUGGGUGGUGUCACUGGCGGUCACGAUGCCCCACGCCAUCUACUCCACCACAGUCCAGGUGUCUGCGGAUGAUGAGCUGUGUCUCGUCCGGUUUUCUGGAUCUGCCUCGAGUCACUGGGACUCUCAGGUUCUACUGGGCCUCUACCAGACACAGAAGGUACUGCUGGGAUUUGUGGUUCCCUUGGUAGUGAUCAGCGUGUGUUACCUCCUCCUGAGCCGGCGAGUCAGUGGCGUAGUUGGCAGCGUUGGGGUCAUGGAGAGUUCAGAGGGGUCCCAUCAACGGCGCCGCUCCAAAGUGACCCGCUUGGUGACCAUCUUGGUGCUCUCCUUCUUCCUCUGCUGGCUGCCCAACCAGGCUCUGACACUGUGGGGAGUGCUGAUAAAAUUUGACCUAGUGCCCUUUAGUAAGGCCUUCUACAAUGCCCAGGCCUAUGCUUUCCCUCUGACUGUUUGCUUGGCUCACACCAACAGCUGCCUGAACCCCGUGCUGUACUGCCUGAUGCGACAGGAAUACAGGGCCGGACUCAAGGAGCUGCUGCUCCGAGUCUCGCUGUCCAUCAGGAACUUUCUCACCCUGGCUCUGAGGGGGAAGAGAGUGGAGGAGGUACCGCCUAGCAUGGUGGUUACACACAGGGAUGUCAACGUGUGA
This is a messenger RNA of Oncorhynchus masou masou (cherry salmon), 1275 nucleotides long. Its product is annotated as relaxin-3 receptor 1-like. Gene Ontology annotation, cellular component: external side of plasma membrane; membrane. The transcript has 3 exons. The record is from RefSeq and is a predicted model, not a curated record. The coding region runs from base 52 to 1275 and encodes 407 amino acids. Lineage: Eukaryota; Metazoa; Chordata; Actinopteri; Salmoniformes; Salmonidae. Gene Ontology annotation, biological process: G protein-coupled receptor signaling pathway; calcium-mediated signaling; positive regulation of cytosolic calcium ion concentration. Gene Ontology annotation, molecular function: C-C chemokine receptor activity; C-C chemokine binding.